AUAGACGAUUGUGUGAAGCACUCAUACUAUUAAGAUGAUGGAGUCUGUCAUUUCAACAACUUUCCGUUGUUCCUAUGUAAAGCGAAAACGAUCACAACAUUUCUGAAAACAUGAUAUACGUGUGUGUGAACAAAGGUGGGAAACCACUGUGCUCUAAUGUGAAACACGUGUUCGAUGAUCGAUUCUAUCGAACCACCAGACUUCGAGUGUGACCACGUGUGUGGACAUGGAAUGGCUAACGUCCACUAUAAAUACGGUGGAGUGAUGAAUGCAGUCAACAAUCGAGAAACGCACACAUCAGACAAUCGAGAAUCCAACACUCAGUUCUUCAGGAAACCACCACAAUGCAAUUCUUCACUCUCAUCAUGGUUGUAUUGGUCAUAUCGUUCGAAUGUCAGAAACCAGUUUUUGCAGGGGCGUCUAACGAAAUUACUGAUAAAGUUUUGGCCGGUCUUGAUGAUAUCAUCAGUGCAUUUGUGAAUAUACCUGCAAUCAAGAAUGGUGAGUCACAGAAGAACACCAGCGUAUCAGUUGAAGUCUAACAUAUAUCUAGCAACACUUAACAGAAUCAUUCACUUUGUCGUUUUAAUUCUUUAUAGUAAAUACAUAUGUAUUGUUCUGCA
This is a messenger RNA of Schistosoma haematobium, 623 nucleotides long. RefSeq lists its product as uncharacterized. The record is from RefSeq and is a predicted model, not a curated record. The coding region runs from base 175 to 480 and encodes 101 amino acids. NCBI's taxonomy places the organism in Eukaryota, Metazoa, Platyhelminthes, Trematoda, Strigeidida, Schistosomatidae. The transcript has 3 exons.